Messenger RNA from Lates calcarifer (barramundi perch), 863 nucleotides. It is a transcript of the gene lye, whose product is annotated as lymphocyte antigen-6, epidermis. The transcript is spliced from 3 exons. NCBI's taxonomy places the organism in Eukaryota, Metazoa, Chordata, Actinopteri, Centropomidae. The record is from RefSeq and is a predicted model, not a curated record. Bases 137 to 520 code for a protein of 127 amino acids.
UUGACUUUUCCGUUGAGUGUUACCUUAAAUCUUGCCAUUAGUCUCUCAGCAGGUCAUUUGACUGAGACUGAGGUAUUUAGACCUAAGUAAUUUAUUUAAGAAAAGCAAAUCCAUUGACCUCAUAACCUCGAGAACGAUGAAUACCUUUUGGAAAGCAGUGACUGUCCUGAGCGCCUUCAUUGCGGCCGCACAGUGUCUGACCUGUCGUCAGUGUCCUCUUGGCGUGUUCGGGGCCUGCUUUUUUGGAAGUGACGUCACAUGUGAUAACGCAACUCAGAGCUGUUAUCGCGGAGAAGCACAGUUCAAUGCUACAGGGUCACUCACCCUGCAAACCCGAGGCUGCCUGGACUCAGACCUGUGUGGGAAGACACUGACCGGUACCAUCCUGGGCGCUGGUUACACCAGCAGUUUCCAGUGUUGUACCACAGAGCUGUGUAAUGGAGCGUCCUCAGUCCAGAUCUCUCUGACUGUGGCUCUGUGUGCUGCCGUCCUGUCAGCUCUAUGGGGCACCUGGGAGUAGUAGUUUUACAUGAUCUGCCCCUGUUUCCACUGUUGAUUUUUAUUAAUUAAUCAGUACCUGUAACUCUGAUUUGUCAUAUUCACCCAAAGAAGAGAUCAUUUUGAUCAAAUCUAUAAAUUAAAUUAAGAAAAUGAAAAAGAAUAACCUAUUUUUCUGCCUCUUGUCAUUAAUGAAGAUUCAGGGUUUUUUUUUUUUUUUUUUGAAUGAAUGGUUGUUUGUCUAUAUAUGCUUCAGAGGAGUUUUUAGAGAUUUAUAUUUGGAAAUAAAACUGCAAUGUUUCAUUUACAGCUCCCUAAUUUCAUCUGAGUUUUUCUGAUAUUAAUAAAAGUGUUUCUAUUGCUUA